AUGACCCGAAUGGGCCGGAUGAUCACAUUCGAUUCAGUUCUGCCCAGUGCGCCUUUUGCAGGCCUGUCUGACUGGGGACACCCACGAGAGCUGUGCGGCGAUGACCGAAUGAGCCGGAUGGUCACAUUCGAUUCCAGUUCUGCCCCCGGAAAGUGUGCCCCCGGACUCCAACCUGUCACCAUUUUAGAUCCAAAUCCACCAAUCAGAAAUCUAAGGAUGAAAGAAAAGGCUCAGCAGUUGAUGUGGGACCUGAACAGAAACGUGACCGGCGUGGAGUGUAUCAAAGGCACCGACUAUUCUAUGCCGGCAAUGAACAGCAGCUAUUGCCAGUUCGGAGCCAUUUCCUUAUGUGAAGUGACCAACUACACCGUCCGAGUGGCCAGUCCCCCGUUCUCCACGUGGAUCCUCUUCCCUGAGAACACUGGGAUGCCUCGGGCCGGUGCGGAAAAUCUGACCUGCUGGGUUCAUGAUGUGGAUUUCUUGAGCUGCAGCUGGGCGGCAGGCCCAGCGGCUCCCGCUGACGUCCAGUACGACCUGUACUUGAACAAUCCCAACAGCCACGAACAGCACAGGUGUCUUCACUACAAAACGGAUGCUCGGGGAACACAGAUCGGGUGUCGGUUCGAGGACAUCGCUCGACUCUCCCGCGGUUCUCAAAGUUCCCAUAUCCUGGUGAGGGGCAGGAGCGCAGCCUUCAGUAUCCCCUGCACAGAUAAGUUUGUCUUCUUUUCAGAGAUUGAGACAUUAACUCCACCCAACAUGACUGGAGAGUGUAAUGAGACACAUUCCUUCAUGCACUGGGAAAUGAGAAGUCAUUUCAAUCGCAAAUUUCGCUAUCAGCUUCGGAUCCAAAAGAGAAUGCAGCCUGUAAGGACAGAACAGGUCAGAGACACAACCUCCUUCCAGCUACCCAAUCCUGGAACGUACACAGUGCAAAUAAGAGCCCAGGAAACAAUGUAUGAAUUCUCGAGUGCCUGGAGCACCCCCCAGCGCUUCGGUGAGUGGGGAGUGGGGAGAGGAGAUUCACUCCCCCAGUUUGUGACCUCCAAAAGGCGCCUGAACCUGAUGACUGAGGUGACCCGUGACCCUCUCCCCCUAGACCAGAGGCCCCGGCCCGUGACCCUCUACAAUCCUCUCCUGGGCCCCAGAGUCCUGACUGAGGCCCGGCCCGUGACCCUCUCGUCCUCUCCCCCUGGGCAGGAGCCCCGGCCCACUGAGGCCUGGUCCGUGACUCUCCCUGAGCUGCAGGCCCAGACUGAGGCCCGGACGUGGCCUCUCGCCCUCUCCCCUGAGCUGAGGCCCGAGAUCCGUGACCCUCUACUCCUCUCCCCUGGAGCUGAGGCCCGGUCCACAGAGGCCCGGAUCCCUGGUCGGUGCGGGUUUGGAGCUGGACCAUUUCUCUUUCCUCCGAGGUAUCUGGUGAUGCAGAGACUGUUUCCCCCCAUCCCACACAUGAAGGACCCCAUCGGUGACACCUUCCAACACGACAAGCUGGUGGUCUGGGAGGCGGGCAAAGCCGGCCUGGAGGAGUGUCUGGUGUUGGAAGUACAGGUGGUGGAGAAAACUUGAGACCGGGGUUCAGGGCCUGCCAGGGGCUGCCUCAAUCUCCCUGGCCAGGCCAGGCGCCUGCACAGCCUGGGCUGCUGGACGCGGCGCAGAAGCGGACGUUCCUAACGGGUGGUGGGCGUGGGAGACGCCUGUGCAUUGUAGUCCGAGGCUGCCAGGAAAAGGAAAGAACAGAA
Molecule: messenger RNA, 1742 nt
Organism: Chlorocebus sabaeus (green monkey)
Lineage: Eukaryota; Metazoa; Chordata; Mammalia; Primates; Cercopithecidae
Source: RefSeq, a predicted model, not a curated record